Molecule: messenger RNA, 639 nt
Organism: Serpula lacrymans var. lacrymans S7.9
Lineage: Eukaryota; Fungi; Basidiomycota; Agaricomycetes; Boletales; Serpulaceae
Exons: 2
Coding region: 19-294 (91 amino acids)
Source: RefSeq, a predicted model, not a curated record
AGAUAUACGUGAUUCAAAAUGUGCGGAGUAAAUUUAAGUUUUGACGCGGGAUAUCCAUACAGCCGUAAUAUGAGCUGUAUAAUGAGGUAUAACGCCACCAUCAACGGUAUACAAAUCAGAAGAACGUAUUGUGAAUAUGGCCCCCAGGUAGACAGGCUGGGAUCUGGCAAUCUGUGCGGGAGAGAGCAAAGCAUGGAAGGCACCUGGUGUAUCAGUGCCAAUCUUGCAUCUCUGCAUACAUCGGCCAGACCAUUUCCCGGGACCCGGCGCACAGAAAGAAGCGCCAGAGAGUAAGCAAAAGCCAAUCGGCCUUCUGGAAACACGAGAGAUGGCUAUCAGGACCGCGUGUCUCUGUUGAAAUUGUGUUCGGGGCACUUGGUCCAAAUCGAACGCGCAGAUUAAGAAGACGGACCGUGGUUAGGGGGGCCAAACGGUGAAUGAUGGCAGCCGUGGUCUUCAACAUUCAACGCGUUGAUGCUUGCCUAUGCCCAAGAAAAUCUGCAGAACAGACACGUUACCUGUGGAUGUUUGAUCGCGAUAUCGGGGAAAUGCACGUUUCCUUGCAUAUGUUAGAAGGUAUUGAGAAAGAGGAGACACUUACUAUGGGCAAUAACGGAUGGUAGUGGUUCAAGAGCAUCU